CCAAACUUCCGAUAGGUAAGUACUUGAGAUUGCGGAUAAUAUUCCCAUCCCUCGCUACUCUUGCACUCCUCUCUGCAUGUAACAACUCAAUCGAAACACAAUGACUUCGAACACUGCACUUACAUUCGGCCAAAUUGGCGUUGCCCCCAGGUCCCGACACUCCGCAAGAUCCCAUCUAGCAGAGAUAGACUUCAGCAACACAGCAGAGCAGCCGGACUGCAUAUUCUAUUCCAGAUUGCCUGCCGAAGUGCGCACCAUCAUAUUCGAGUAUGCUCUCGUACCAGAUCCUGAUCUGAAAAAGCCUUACGCACCAAACCGGGUGUUCUACAGACCCUACCUCCGGCACCACCCAAAGACCCGCGUCGCGCUCCUGAGGACGUGCAAGCUCGUCUUCCGGGAGACGCGGCUCAUGCCCGUAGCGCAAGCGACGCAUUACUUCUGGCUCUUCGGCGGGCCGUGGCGCUACAUGAAGAACGGGGUCCACGGUCAGGGCGACUGGGCCUUGUGGGCCCGCAGCCUCUCGGAGCCCCAGAGGGCUGCGGUGCAGCACGUGCACAUCUUCGCGCAGCAGUUUGCCCUCGAGGGUCUCGGUGGCGCCACCGUUCCUAGGUCAUGGGGCUCCAUCGCCACGCGGAGCCUGCGCCUGACCUUUCGCCAUUCGGACUGGUGGUCUUGGGAGAGCCCGGCCGAGAGCUCGGACAAGAUGGGCAUCUGCCCCUGGCUGAGGGGCCGGACAUCGCGUCAGGAUAUGCUCGCGCAACCGCUCGUGCUCUCGCAUGAACAAAUACACGAACAGAUGGCCGAUGGGACUUGGGGCUAUCAAGUCGGGCUGGUCAGGGGUCUUCAGAGGUUGGAAAUUGAGUUCGAGACCGACGUGUUGAAGAAAGAACAGCUGGAGAAAGUGCUGGAUAGGGCCCAACAUUGGGUCUUCCCCCUCCAAGGGCGCGAUGCGGUAUUGAUGAAACACGGUGAUGUAGUCGAAAGCUACUGGGACGGCAUGGCUGACCUGAAGGACGAUAAUGCAUACCCCUUGCAACGUAGGCAGUCCAUGAGCUCGUUUACUAGGGCCACGAAAGAACCACAGAGGACAUAUUAUACUGCUGUUAUGACUUGGAAGGUGGUAUCUACUACGAGGCAGGAAUAUGUGGCAGAGGUUCCACGUGCAUAUUCUUGAUUCAUUACUUGGCUGUCAAUCAUUGACAUGCACUAAUCCAAUCGCGUCGGCUCAAAUUUGAGAAUUGUUUUUCUCUUAACGGAUAUAUAAUCUAACAGGGACUGUGUACAUGGUUGAGAGCUGCAACCAUUUCAAAUCAAAAUAAAUAAAUAAAGGCUUUUUAACACUGAGCAUCACGCUGGGACUGCUGAAACGCAAUGGAUAAUCAGAUAUACUA
Messenger RNA from Truncatella angustata, 1391 nucleotides. RefSeq lists its product as uncharacterized. The record is from RefSeq and is a predicted model, not a curated record. The coding region runs from base 101 to 1174 and encodes 357 amino acids. NCBI's taxonomy places the organism in Eukaryota, Fungi, Ascomycota, Sordariomycetes, Amphisphaeriales, Sporocadaceae. The transcript has a single exon.